Molecule: messenger RNA, 2591 nt
Organism: Camarhynchus parvulus
Lineage: Eukaryota; Metazoa; Chordata; Aves; Passeriformes; Thraupidae
Gene: MVK
Product: mevalonate kinase
Exons: 10
Coding region: 38-1222 (394 amino acids)
Biological process (GO): cholesterol biosynthetic process; isoprenoid biosynthetic process
Cellular component (GO): cytoplasm
Molecular function (GO): ATP binding; mevalonate kinase activity
Source: RefSeq, a predicted model, not a curated record
UGUCAGUCGGCGCGGGUCGUGCGGCGGCCGUGAGGCGAUGUGGGCGCGGGAGCUGGCGGUGUCGGCGCCGGGGAAGGUGAUCCUGCACGGGGAGCAUGCCGUGGUGCUGGGCAAGGUGGCCCUGGCCGUGGCGCUGGACCUGCGGACGUUUCUCCGCCUGCGGCCCGGCGCUGAGGGCCGGCUGAGCGUCUCCCUGCCCGGCGUCGGCGUCCGGAGGAGCUGGGACACCCCCAGCCUCCGGGCUCUGCGGGGGCGGAUCGCAGCUGAUGGUGAUGAGUCCAAGUCCCCCAGCAUAGAACAGCUGGAUGCACUGAGGGAGUUUGCUGGAAUUGCUGCUGGGGCCUCAGCUCCAGACAGUCUUGCUACUCUUGCCUUCCUGUAUAUGUGCCUGGCUGUUUCUGCUAAGUAUGGGGAUGUUCCCAGCGUGGAUAUCGUGGUGUGGUCGGAGCUGCCCACAGGAGCAGGGCUGGGGUCCAGUGCUGCCUAUGCUGUGUGCCUGGCUGCAGCCCUGCUCAUGCUGUGUGGAGCCAUCUCCUGCCCACUGCAGGAGGGACAAUCCACAGCCAGGUGGACAGAAGAAGAGCUGACACUGAUUAACAGCUGGGCCUUCCGAGGGGAGCAGGUGAUCCAUGGCAAUCCAUCGGGUGUGGACAAUGCUGUUGGCACCUGGGGUGGAGCCCUGAGAUACCAAGCAGGAAAAAUCACACCGUUAAAGAGGGUGCCCACACUGAGGAUCUUGCUGACCAACACCAAAGUCCCUCGGAGCACCAAGGUCCUGGUGGCUGGUGUAAAGGAGAAGAUCCUGAAGGUGCAGUUCCCUGCCAUAAUGAACCCAGUGCUGGACUCCAUCGAUGCCAUUUCUCAGGAGUGCCAAAGUGUUCUGGAAGCAAUGCCUGCAAAUCCAUCACCAGAGCAUUACCCUGUGCUGGAGGAAUUCUUUGACAUAAACCAACACCACUUAAAUGUGCUCGGAGUGGGCCACCCCUCCCUGGACAGGCUGUGCCAGGUGACAGCAUCCCACAGCCUGCACAGCAAGCUGACAGGGGCUGGUGGGGGUGGCUGUGGCAUCACCCUGCUGCCACCAGUGCCCGAGCUGACUCGCUGGCUGCUCUUGCCUUGCUCUUGGCAGACACCUCCCCUCUGGCCGUGGAAGCAGCCAAGCAAGACUUGUGUGCCUGUGGAUUUGAAUGCUGGGAGACCAAGAUUGGGGCCCCCGGGGUGACCCUGCACUCCUGCUCCUCCCUGAGUGCCCAAGUGCUGCACGCGCUCGCCCAGAGCUGAGCUGCUGCCUCUGGCAGCCCUGAGCUCUUGGCACCACCUCCUCGGAGCUCUGUGUGCCCAGAUGCCUGGAAACUUCUUUCCCCUCUGCUGUGUGCCUGAGGGCCUCCAGAUAUGGGUAUGGAGCCAGUUUGGGGCCUGGUGUCACUGGGAUUUGGGGCUGCAAUGGGGACCUGGGAGCACCCACCCAGUGGUGUUUGACCAAAGCUCUCAAAAAUCCUGGUUUGAAUUUCCUUCCUCAACUGCUGUGCUGAUCCCAAGGGGCAGGAGAAGAGGGACUUGGCUGGAUUCCAGGGUGGGUAAUGACACUUCACUGCUUCAGAUGCAUGUGGUGUCUCUUCCUUCAUCCCUGCUGUCCUGUGGGAGCUGGCAGGGUGGAUGUGCAUGGUGCUUUGACGUUUUUGGGUGAAGAACAUCUUUGGCAGCUCAGGGCUUGAUGCUCAGGUCUCUGUUUCUUCUGGACUACAUUCCCAGUGAAGAGGAAACCUUUAAUACAGCUCUUCCCUGCUAUUAAUUAAGUGUUGGGUAAUUAAAAUGCAAGAUAAAGCACAAUUCUAGUGAAAUUACUGAUUUCCACUCUUUUCCAUAAUCUCCGCCUGGGCUGAUAAGCAGAGUCCUGUAGACAGGCUCUGGUUUUUAUUCACAUGUACAAGGUCUGGCUCAAACAGCACCUGCAAGGAGGGCAACUCCAGGCCAAGGGCAGGCUUAAAAUUCCUCCUUGUAAAAGCUGUUCUCUCACACUUCUCUCUUGAACCAGCCUGUCCCUGACCCUGCCUGGUGUUGGGUUUACUUUGGUGUAAUUAAGUAGGGGAAAGAAACCCAAACCACGUCCUCAAAAGCUCACCAUAAGUUGCAGUUGACAAACUCUAAAACCUAAAUGCAUUUACACUUAUUACACAAAUGUAAAUGCAUUUUUUACUCCUGAAAUUUUAAUGAGCUGUGCCACAGGAUGAAAGGGAAGUGGCUGAGGCCAUAAUCUCUGGGAGUCAUGAGCUGACUCUGAGGGACUGUGGUCUCUGCUGUACCUGCCAAGGGGGUUUUAUCAUCACUCUGUUUGUCUGGGGUGGGUUUUUUAAGUGGGUUUUUAAGUGUAGCUGUGUUCAAGAAUCACUUCACUCAAAGCUGAGUAAUGAAUUGGCAGAGGUGGGGAAUUUGCCUUCCCCUUCUAGCCCAGGGAUAAAAAAAAUCAAGUAUGAGAAGCUGAGAUGUUCUAGCUCUAAACUCCCAGCAUCAUGGUGACCAGCUUUAGUUCCCUGAUCCCAUGUAAAACUGUCUCUGGUUUUAAUAAAUCCAUGGGUUUUUUUAUGUGCAAA